AAAAUGGCGGCGGCGGCGGCGGCGGCGGGGCGGACGCGGCGGCGGCGGUAUGCCCGGUAGCCGGCGGCGGGAGCCCUGCCUCAGGCCCGCCGCCCUGAGGAGGCGGAGCGGCGGCGGCCAGGAGGGGCUCGGCCGGCGGCCGGCGGAGGACGGAGCGGCGGCGGCGGCGGAGGAGGAGGGCGGUGCGGGCCCGGGUCCGGGCCUGGGCCUGCCCGCGGGGGAGGCGGCGGUGCGCGGCGCUGCAGAGCCAUGUUUACAUAAAACUCCAAAGAGAUCACUGAGUAGGAAAUCCAGAAUACCUACUUUCAGCUCUCCUGUUAAUGACACUGACAUACAGCAAGAAAUCUUUUGGGAUCCUCAUUCACCAAUUGCACGCGGACUAGGCAAUGAAAAAACCAAACGUUCUACCAGGAGAUGUGCAGUCGAAAUUUCAGAAAUUGUUAAUCGUAUUGCUCCUCAGGAUGAAAAAGCAGCCUGUAAUGAAGGCUCCCUUUUAGGGACAUGGAUUGGGGAGGAUGCUAUUCCCUGUACACCUGGAGCAGUAAAAGUGCGAGCUAGGACAAAGUUAAGCUGUACAAGAGAUCUUAAAAUAAAAAAUCCUGAAGAGGAGCUCAUGAAAUUGGCCAAGGAAUUUGAUAAAAAUCUGGUAGAGCUAGAUGCUGUUCAGGAACAAGAGAAGCUUGGCCGUGGCUUUAUCCAGACUGCCUCAGAGUCUUUAAAAAAUUACAAAGAUGAAGUAAAUAGGAAGAACCUGAAAUCACUCCUUAGUGAAGUUUCUGAAACAGAUGCUGCUCUGUCCCUGAAACCAGUUGCAGAAAGCACUGGCAUCACCACUGCAGAGCCCUGUCUGUCUAGCAGUCAAAACUCUGUAGACCUUGAGGCCGAAAUAGCCCUUCAUGCUCUUUUUGAUUGCUCUACCCAGAAGUGUACUGGACAGUUGAGCCAAGGACUAUCGGGUAUUUCUUUAAAUAAUAGUUUCCAUGAAAACAAAAGGACACUGGAGGAGGAACACCUUCCUGAACAAAUUAAAAAUACACAACAUGGUAAUUCAGAUGCAUGUCAAAAACAUAAUCUCUAUGCACUAGGAAGUGUGAACCAGACUCUUCCAAGAACGGAUACUAACACACUGACAAAAAAAAAUACUCCUUUGAAGAGACAAGUGGUGGUCUCCAGUAAGCUUGCUGGAGUAGUUAAUGAUGAUUUUGAUGAUUGGGAUACAGAUUUUUUGGCAGAUGACUCUUUUGUGAUGCAAAUAACCCAAAAUCCUGAGUUGAUAAAUACUGAAGAAGCUCCAACAAUUCCUAUAAAUACUUCUGUGCGUGGUUUCAGUGAUGCUAGCAGAACAAAGGAAAGAAGUAGCUGCAAUUCAGUAAUUUCUUUGGAGAGUGUACACAAAUCUAAAAGUUCUCUGUUUUCACCUUUGAAGCAUCCUAGUAAAAAUACACAAAAUGUUGCAAAGUCUCUUUCUUUACAAAAGCCAUUUAGUAAGAUGGAAAACUCAAAGACGGCAACCACUUACUCUACUUGGAGGAGUGCCCAAAACAGUGAUUUUAACUAUAUACCCGUUUCAACGCAGUCUCAAGUGAAGAAUGGAAAUGAAACUGUUGAGCCUAAAGGUAACCCUGUUCUUUUCCCAUCAAGACCUAAUCCUCACAGACCACGGACUGAAAAACCUGGGAGUAACUUGCACAAUAUUUUCUGUGAAUCAGCCAAUAUUUCUACCAAUACAAAACCUAAUGAUCUAAUUAAAAUGGUUAACCAAGCUAAUACAGGUCACUUAAAUCCAGUUGAAAUACCAAAGAAAAGUACUCUGUCAUUUGAUGACUGGAAUGAACCGAAAUUCUCUGAUGAGGUUUUGGACAUGUUUUGUGAAUCCGAUAGUCUGUGGGAUGCAAACUGUGAGGAUGAUGAAUUGUUGUAUCAGGUAUGUGAUGAUAUAGAAAAGCAGACACAGAGCCAGGAUGUUAAACAAGGAAAUGAAAGAGCUAAAACUAUACAAGGAGCCAGUAAUCUCUCCAGAUCAAAUUCUGACGGUGGCUUCACAGCAUCUAAACAAGGACUACCUGAUCGCCUCGUGGCACAAAAAACAAAUGCAAAACAGGAUGGUUUUUCACUAAACAAUUCUGGUAGGAACUUCUCAAGGGUUACACAUGGACUGACCACAACAGGGCAGGUAGUGAACUGCAAAAAUGUUUCAAGUCCUCUAUCAAUGAUCUGGGGUACUUCUAUGGACUGUAAAUAUACACUGUCUAAAAACUAUCAUCAAGCUGCUUCUGAAGAUACUACAAAGAGUGUUUCAGGAAAGUGGUACAGGUCAAAUUCUGUACCAGCAAGAGAGACUCAUUCUGAAGCAAGUCCAGCUAACACAAUAAACGUUUUUAGUAGCAAAAGAUUAGACAGCCAAGAUCUCUUGAAUAAUGCAGGAAGGACAACAAAUAACAGUUCUGGUAACAAAACAUCAGCUGUGCCUUCCAAGUUUAAGUUCCGAAAGACUAACAGUUCUCAGAAUGCUCUUCAUGUAGGGUCUGAAAAUCCAGGGAGUCAUUCUGGCAUUGGAAUUGCUCCGCAGGGUUUGGAAGGAAGUAAGAAUCAGGUGAAUGUGGCUUUGCACAGCAAGCCUGAAAAUACAAAACCACCUUUCAAGAGGCACCUUUCAGAGUCUUUUGCACUGUCUACAUCAGUGUCUGUGGUGGAACAAAAAAACAGGAAAUGUUCUCAAGAAGAAAUUGAAAGAAAGAAACAAGAAGCUCUUGCACGAAGAAAAUCCAGAAUGCAGGCAUUCUUAAAAGAUGCUUGAAUUUGAGAGGAGUUACCAAGUUUUGGGGAGGGAAAUACUGUAAUGCUGGAAGACUUCUAAAACUGUGUUCAUGGCUGCUGAUACCAAGCUUUUCUUAUUUCUCGAUUUAAAAAAAAAAAAUCUUGAUCUGAACCAUAAUUAAUAUUCUGGUGGUAUUUAGUCUUAACUAAAAAAUACCAGUGGUAAAUUUCUAGUCCCAAAUAUCUUCAACAUAAUGAAGUUCAAGAUUGUACUGAGUUCAUGUUCUGUUAUGUGUUGAAGUUGUAUACUCUAAAAAUCAUGAGCGUGUGCAAGCAUUUGUAGACCUAAAUAAGUAGAAGGCUUCAAAAACGGACUGUGUGUAUUUGAGCUGUAUUUCUCUUACUAGGAGUAUUUUAAUCUAAAGGAAGACACUCGAGCACACAUAGACUAAACAAUAUUAAUGUUUGCUUUCAGGUAGGUGAAAGUUCCAAAGUUUUGGUUUAAAGAAAGUACAAUCUAGAAAACAUCCAACAUUGGGGAAACUAUUGGAAAUGAACAGGUUUUGGAAACCUUGCUCAGUUUGUGUCUGUUACCUUAAUUCUUAAGGUAAGAAUUGUACAUGAUGAAGGAACAAUUUAAUAUACAGGUUUCGUAAGGUGAAAUAACAUCCUGGAAAAGACACUUUUGUUUUUCAUUUCCUCCACAAAGAGUUGGAAAUGCCAUAGCUACCAAAAUUAGACCACCUUUUUCUAAACAUGUAUUACCAAGCAAUUUUUUUUUAAAAAGGUAUCCUAUGUCAUUUUACCAAACCGUAAGCAAUACAAAAUACACGAGGUGAAAUGUCAGCAACUGUGAAUCAGUUUAGUGUUAUGGGUUAUACAUAUUUUUCAAACUAAAGGCUGUUAAAACACAAUAAUGCAAGGUCAUGUCAGCUUAACGGGGGCUGAUAGAAUUCUCGAUGUGAUAGAUGGGUGCAGAGCUCAAACUGCAAAAAGUGCCUGUGGGUAAGCUGCAAGAUAUUUUUCAACUGAGAAAUGCUUAUAUGUAAACAUGUGACACUAUGAAAAGUGACUGUGAUUUUUCUUUGUAAAUAAAUAACUUUGAAAUGUACCAAAGGUUAGAUGAAGCUUUUGGUUCCUGUAAUAUGUACUGUUUUUGUAACUCUUAAAAAUGUAAGUAUUGUAUAUUUGUAAAUCAUUAUUAAAUUCCUUUUUUUUUUUU
Molecule: messenger RNA, 3979 nt
Organism: Cygnus olor (mute swan)
Lineage: Eukaryota; Metazoa; Chordata; Aves; Anseriformes; Anatidae
Gene: ETAA1
Product: ETAA1 activator of ATR kinase
Exons: 6
Coding region: 50-2797 (915 amino acids)
Source: RefSeq, a predicted model, not a curated record